AUGCCUCAAGAAGAAUGCGUUCCAUUACGCACGCCCGGCGACUUCGACUUCCAGGACGCGUAUUAUUGGUACAUUACCCCGCCGCCCCGGAUACUGGGACAACGGCUUACUCGCGUCAUGUCAUCUCUCCCUUCCAUUGACGAUACGCUCGGUGCCGUCUUUAUCGGCACUUACAUCUCUCUCGUGCUGUAUGGACUGGCAUUGCAUCAGGCGUAUCUGUACUAUGUCAACUACCCCUACGAUAAGCGAUGGCUGAAAAUUUAUGUCGGGAUUGUCCUAGUGCUGGAACUAGUAUGCACUGUGCUCACCUGCCAUAUGUGCUACUACUAUGGGGUCUCAAACUACGCAGAUCCAACCAGCUUGGGGUAUAUCGUAUGGUCAACAGUAGUACUAGCCAUCGUCGGCGCCCUCAUGGUUGUAUUCACACAAUGCUUCUUUUUGCAUCGUGUCUGGCUGAUUGGGCGCCAGUAUAGGCCCGUCGCCGUGAUCGCGUUCAUGUUCAUGAUGCUGGAGUUGAGCGUGUGCUUCGCGUAUGCGGUCGAUGCGUUGCGGUUGAAGACUUGGGAUGGCAUGACUCCCCGAGUGUGGUUCGUUUCGGUGCACACAUCUGCGUCUGCCGUCGCGGACCUCCUCAUCACAUGGGUCCUGAUCUACACGCUGCGACAAAACCAAAAACGCGGUAUGCAGCGGACUAACGACAUGAUCAACGAUCUCAUACUGUACUCGGUCAGCACCGGCCUGGUCACGGGGGUGUACAACAUUGUGUGUUUCAUCCUGUCUCUCGCUCUUCCACAGACGCUGCUAUAUUGGGCGACCGUGAUGGUCGGACUUAAACUAUAUUCAAACUCGCUCCUAGCGGCUCUAAACUCUCGCCGCUCUAUCUCGGCACGCCAUCCCGCGGGUGUCACCGACACGUCUCCCUUCGGCGUCAGCAUUCGACCAUUGGACUCUAUCGAGCUAUCGCACUCAACGAAGCAUACCUCUCAGAUGGUCACGAGUUGGAACGUGCGAUCACUUGCUGGACGCGACGACACUCAGUCGACAAGCGAGGCUGGAGACAAUGGAAUUGCUGUGAAGAUUACCAAGGAGGUCGUUCGCGAGCCGUCAGAGUCGGAUCUGAAGCGUACAGAGGAUGUCUGA
This is a messenger RNA of Dichomitus squalens LYAD-421 SS1, 1140 nucleotides long. RefSeq lists its product as uncharacterized. The transcript has 21 exons. Lineage: Eukaryota; Fungi; Basidiomycota; Agaricomycetes; Polyporales; Polyporaceae. The record is from RefSeq and is a predicted model, not a curated record. Bases 1 to 1140 code for a protein of 379 amino acids.